Molecule: messenger RNA, 845 nt
Organism: Sipha flava (yellow sugarcane aphid)
Lineage: Eukaryota; Metazoa; Arthropoda; Insecta; Hemiptera; Aphididae
Product: 52 kDa repressor of the inhibitor of the protein kinase-like
Exons: 5
Coding region: 295-699 (134 amino acids)
Molecular function (GO): protein dimerization activity
Source: RefSeq, a predicted model, not a curated record
UUUCAUUGAACUAUUUGCAUUUGUAGUUGAAUCAUUAGAAAAUAUUUGUAAUUGGAAUGAUUCCACAGAAACGGAAGCUAAUAUACUAUUAAAAGCUAUUGAUUUAGAAUUUCUUAUAUCCUUACAAGUUAUACAAUUGGUUUUUUUUUCUUUUGGUUUACCAUUGUGUAAGUUGUUACAAAAAGAACAAAUUGAUUUGAGAGAAGCCUUGCUGAAGAUAUUAUAAAUGUAUUAAAAAAUAUCAGAUUAAAUUGUGAUACUGAAUUCCACAAAUUGUUUUUGCUAGCAAAAGAGAUGUCAGUAAUUAUAGAUAUAGACUUGAGUACUAUAAGAAUAUCUAAACGAAAAGUAAAUCGAGCAAAUCCAGAUCCCAAUUUAAGUGUUGAAGAAUACCACAAAGUGUCAGUAUUUAUACCCUACCUGGACUUUUUUAUACAACAACUAGGAGAAAGAUUUUCAAUCCAUUCUAAAAUUUUUAAAGAAUUGAAAUUGUGGAAGAUAAAACUUCAGCGAAUAAACAAUAUUCCGAAACCUGCAAUUGAAGCAUUACAUGUGUGUAAUGCCAAUAUUUAUCCAAAUUUGCAUUUUAUUUUAAAAAUACUAUGCACAUUUCCUGUUUCUACAAGUACGCCUGAAAGAAUGUGUUCCAGUCUUAAAAGAAUAAAAACGUAUCUUGGAAACAGUAUGUCCGAGACUUAAUGGUCUGGCAAUGUUGGCAAUUCAUAAUGAUAUUACAUUUUCAAAUGAAGAGGUCAUUGAUGAACUUGCCAAAAAGCCUAGGAAUCUGGACAUAAUAUUGUAAAAUAUUAAAACAUUUUAAAACAUAUUUGUAAAUGUAUAAUGUU